Molecule: messenger RNA, 2058 nt
Organism: Gadus macrocephalus (Pacific cod)
Lineage: Eukaryota; Metazoa; Chordata; Actinopteri; Gadiformes; Gadidae
Product: E3 ubiquitin-protein ligase TRIM39-like
Exons: 2
Coding region: 188-1798 (536 amino acids)
Molecular function (GO): protein binding; zinc ion binding
Source: RefSeq, a predicted model, not a curated record
GUUAGGGGAGGAGCCAGGUGUUAUGGGAGGAGAGCAGAGGAUGUCUUUAUCAGGAAAAAAAGAUACCAUUCCCAUAAACCAAAUCCAUCCGACGUGGAAGCAGUUCUCUCUUUCAGGAGGAAAAAAAGAACGCAUUUUGCAACAAAUAAUCUGACAGACGGAAAUAACAACAAGUCUGUGUCUAGGAAUGGCCUCUGCUAACCCUUCCUGGUCUGAAGAGAACUUUUCAUGUCCCAUCUGUCUGGAUUCAUUCAGCAGUCCAGUCACCACACCAUGUGGACACAACUUCUGCAGAACCUGUAUUACGGAGUUCUGGAAUGAACAAAUCAAGUACAUAUGUCCUCUUUGCAACAUGCUUUUCAACACAAGACCUGAUUUAUGGAUCAAUACCCUCUUAUCAGAGCUGACCGCUCAGUUUCGAACAUCCGUACGAGUAAAAGAGCAGCCUUUUGUUAAACCAGGAGAAGUUCCAUGUGACGUCUGUACUGGGACCCAGCUGAAAGCCGUGAAGUCCUGCCUCGUGUGUCUUAUCUCUUACUGCCAAACCCACCUGGAACCACAUCAGAGAGUCGCAGGCCUGAAGAAACAUCAGUUGGUCGAGCCUAUGGACGGUCUGGAAGACAGAAUGUGUAAGAAACACAAUCAACUACUGGAGCUCUUUUGCAUGAUUGAACAGGUGUGUGUGUGUCAGUUCUGCACAGCGACCACCCACAGGUUCCAUCCUGUUGUACCACUAAAAGAAGAAUAUGUAGUGAAAAAGGCCCAGCUGGGGAAGAUGGAGGCUGAAGUUCAUCAGAUGAUCCAGGAGAGAAAACAAAAGAUUAAGGAGAUUAAAGACACAGCUAAACGCAGCAAAGAAGACGCAGACAGUGCGAUAGCCGAUGGUGUGCAGGUCCUCACUGCACUGAAGCGCUGCAUUGAAAAGUGCCAGGAUGAUCUCAACCGGAUGGUUAAAGAGAGACUGAAAUCCACAGAGAAACAAGCUGAAGACUUCAUCAAAGAGCUGGAGCAGGAAAUAGAAGACCUGACCAAUAGAAGCUCAGAGGUGAAGCAGCUCUCACACACUAAAGACCACCUCCACUUCCUCAAAGCCUUCAAAUCCCUGAAGGAUCCUCCACACACCAGGGACUGGAUGACGGUGGAGAUCCGUCCUCCGUCUUAUGUAGGGACCUUGAGGAGAUCCCUGGAUCAGCUGGAGGAGACACUGAACAUGGAGAUGGAGAAGCUGUGUGAGGAUGCUGAACUGAAGAGAGUCCAGCAGUAUGAAGUAGAUGUGACUCUGGAUCCUGAUACAGCUCAUCCCUGUCUCACCCUCUCUGAGGAUGGGAAACAAGUACAUGAUGAAGAUGAAGAGAAGGAACUCCCAGACAACCCGAAGAGAUUUACACAGUGUGUAUGUGUUCUCACGAGGCAGAGCUUCUCCUCAGGGAGAUUUUACUUUGAGGUCCAGGUUAAAGACAAGACUAAAUGGUCUUUCGGAGUUGCCAGAGAGUCCAUCGACAGAAAAGAUCAGAUCAUAGAGACCCCUGAGACGGGUUUAUGGACACUUUACUACGACAAUGAUGGGUUGGUAUUCAAUGACGACCCUGAUGUCUGUCUCCCUCUGAGAGCUGAGCUCCAGAAGCUGGGGGUGUUUGUUGAUUAUGAUGAGGGUGUGGUCUCCUUCUACGAUGUAGAAGCCAGGGUUCAUAUCUACUCUGCUACUGGCUACACCUUCAGCGAGCCUCUCUAUCCAUUCCUCUGUCCGUGUGACAACCCUGCCCCCCUGAUCAUCUCACCUGUCAAUAUAAUAGACUAGGACCUUUGUUUCAUGAUAAAAUGAUCAAGCAACCAAAACAAAUAAUGUGGUUUCCUAAAUAAGAAUCUCUACUAUCUUAGAAAAAUGUAUUUCUAUUAUAAUGUACUGUUCAUUUGACAAGGAGAAUUCUAUUAAGAGACUAACAUUAAACAAAGUUAAUGUAACUCAUUAUUAAAUAACUUACUGUGGUUCAAUGUCUGUUUUCUCCUGGAUGAGUAUGACGUUUAUUGAUGUAAAAUGGUUAAAGGUUGCAGUCAAGA